GCAAGUGUCAAAGCUCACAGAAAUCAGCCAGCAAGGGAAAUGAAGCUCCCCAUUUUCAUCGCAGACGCUUUCACAGCAGAAGCUUUUCGUGGGAACCCGGCUGCUGUUUGCCUUCUAGAAAACCAACUGGAUGAAGACAUGCAUCAAAAAAUCGCAAGGGAAAUGAACUUGUCUGAAACGGCUUUCAUCCGAAAAUUAAACCCAACAGAAGACUUUACACGAAGUGCCCACUUCGGACUGAGGUGGUUCACGCCGGCCAGUGAGGUCCCGCUCUGCGGCCACGCCACCCUGGCUUCUGCGGCUGUGCUGUUUUACAAACUAAAAAACAUCAACAGCACUCUGACCUUUGACACUCUGAGCGGGGUACUCAAGGCCAGGAAAGUGGAGGAUGGCAUCGUCCUGGACUUGCCUCUUUAUCCAGCCAACCCUCAGGACUUCCAUGAAGUAAAGGACUUGAUAAAGACAGCCCUCGGGGACACAGUCGUCCAGGACGUCCGCUAUUCUCCAGACACCCGCAAACUCCUCGUCCGCCUCAGUGACAACUAUGACAGGUCCUUCCUGGAGAACCUGAAGGUGAAUGCGCAGAGUCUGCUGCAAGUUGAAAACACGGGGAAGGUGAGGGGACUCAUCGUCACCCUGAAGGGAAAGGCCGGCAGCCAGCCCCAAGCCGUGGACUUCUACUCUAGAUACUUCGCACCGUGGGUGGGGGUGGCUGAAGACCCCGUGACAGGCUCUGCACAUACUGUUCUCAGCAGCUACUGGUCCCAGCAGCUGGGGAAGAAAGAGAUGCGUGCCUUUCAGUGCUCCCUCCGGGGAGGAGAGCUGGCGAUCUCCCUGCGCCCCGAUGGACGAGUCGACAUUCGGGGUGGCGCUGCAGUAGUCUUAGAGGGCACCCUGUCGGCCUAGACGUGCACAGCUG
Molecule: messenger RNA, 919 nt
Organism: Suncus etruscus (white-toothed pygmy shrew)
Lineage: Eukaryota; Metazoa; Chordata; Mammalia; Eulipotyphla; Soricidae
Gene: PBLD
Product: phenazine biosynthesis like protein domain containing
Exons: 9
Coding region: 40-906 (288 amino acids)
Biological process (GO): biosynthetic process
Cellular component (GO): cytoplasm
Molecular function (GO): isomerase activity
Source: RefSeq, a predicted model, not a curated record